UCUCUCUCCUCGUCCCCCCACGCCCGGCAUCAUACGUCUGUUUACUACGACCACUAACACGCAAUGAGCAAACGAAGAGGCACCAACGACGGCCCCGUGAAUGGCGGCGGGGACACUCCAUUAGUCCCGUCCGCGGCCCUCCAACAAUACCGCGACACCGAAGGUCACUUCUCGCUUGUCCGGAACUUCCGUCUCGCGGACCUCGUCACCAUCGCUAACGGCAUAUGCGGCUCAUUCUCGGUAUUCAUGUCCGCCAAAUACCUCCUCACGAAUAAGGAAGACCAUCUGUGGUCCGCGCUCGCAUUCCCACUCGCGGGCCUCAUCUUCGACUUCCUCGACGGCAAGGUCGCGCGGUGGCGGAAGGAGACGAGCAUGCUCGGUCAGGAGCUCGACUCGCUUGCCGACCUGAUCUCGUUCGGCGUUGCCCCCGCCCUGCUCGCGUUCGCCGUCGGCUUCCGGACGUACCUCGACACAGUUAUCCUCACCGGUUUCAUCUGCUGUGGGCUCGCGCGCCUCGCGCGCUUCAACGCGACCGUCGCGCUCGUCCCCAAGGACGCCAAAGGCAAGGCCGCGUACUUCGAGGGCCUCCCGAUCCCCUCCUCGCUCGCGCUUGUCGGUCUCCUCACCUAUUGGACUAAGCAGGGCUGGAUCGCGGGCAAGGAGGGCCUGCCGCUGGGAACAAUCACCCUGUGGGGCCACCCGGGGGGCGAUGGCGACCUGCACGUGUUCAGCAUCGUGUUUGGGCUGUGGGCGGCGGCGAUGGUGAGCAAGACGCUGCGGGUGCCGAAGCUGUGACGCGAGUGCUUUUGGAAGUUUGAGGGGGCGGUCCAGGACUUCAGGCUGGGAAAAUCUCCUAAGUGGACGGCUGGGAUGUUGUCUCGCUGCGCACGCUUUGGAUACGUUACGGACAUGAGUUACGACCCCGCGAUGACAUACUCUAGCUUGUAUCGGAAUAACUACUUGUUUAGACUGCUGGCUCAACCCGGUAGGCCUGCACGGAUGCUACGCACGG
This is a messenger RNA of Dichomitus squalens LYAD-421 SS1, 1012 nucleotides long. Its product is annotated as CDP-diacylglycerol-serine O-phosphatidyltransferase. Gene Ontology annotation, molecular function: phosphotransferase activity, for other substituted phosphate groups. NCBI's taxonomy places the organism in Eukaryota, Fungi, Basidiomycota, Agaricomycetes, Polyporales, Polyporaceae. The record is from RefSeq and is a predicted model, not a curated record. Gene Ontology annotation, cellular component: membrane. The transcript is spliced from 3 exons. Gene Ontology annotation, biological process: phospholipid biosynthetic process. Bases 64 to 795 code for a protein of 243 amino acids.